AUGGCCGACACAAUCUCAAUACUGGUCGCCACGGAUAACCAUGUCGGAGCUCAUGAGCGGGAUGCAAUCAGAGGCGAUGAUUCUUGGAAGACAUUCCAUGAGAUAUUAUGUUUGGCCAAAGAACGAGACGUCGACAUGGUCCUGCUGGCUGGUGAUCUUUUCCAUGACAACAAACCAUCGCGGAAAUCUAUGUACAAUGUCAUGCGAUCCCUCAGACUCAACUGUCUGGGUGAUAAACCCUGCGAGUUGGAGAUGCUGAGUGACGAGUCGGAACAUUUUGAUCCCACGUUUGACCAUGUCAACUAUGAGGAUGAGAACAUCAAUGUCGGCAUUCCUGUCUUUUCGAUUCAUGGCAAUCAUGACGAUCCGACCGGUCAUGGUCAUUUCGCUGCCCUUGACCUGCUGUCUGUCUCAGGCCUAUUGAAUUACUAUGGCAAAACUCCUCAGAGUGACAAUAUCUCCGUUAAACCAGUUUUGAUUCAAAAGGGCCGUACGAAGCUUGCGCUAUAUGGGUUAUCAAACGUACGAGAUGAACGUCUUUACCGCACAUUUCGUGAAGGUCACGUGGUUUUCCAUCGGCCAAGCACUCAGAUGAAGGAGUGGUACAAUUUGAUAUGCGUUCAUCAGAACCAUCAUGCUCAUACAGAGACUUCGCACCUUCCUGAGAACUUCCUCCCCGAAUUUCUGGAUCUGGUGAUCUGGGGUCAUGAACAUGAGUGCAUCAUCACACCACAACUAAACACAGAAAUGAACUUCCAAGUUAUGCAACCUGGCUCGUCUGUAGCCACAUCAUUGAUUCCAGGCGAAGCGGUUCCCAAACAUGUGGCAAUCGUGACCAUUACUGGACGAGAGAUGCAUUCAGAACCCAUUCGUCUUAAGACAGUACGGCCUUUCGUUUACAAGGACAUUGUGCUCAGUUCAGAUAAGGUUGCCGUCAAACUGGCAGAGAAGGACAAUCACCGAACCAAACUCACACAGCAUCUUAUCCAGAUGGUUGAAGACAUGAUCGAGGAAGCAAAAGCGGAUUGGUAUGAAGCGCAAGAAGGCCGACUGGAGGAAGGUGAUGAGCCCCCUGAGUGCCCCCUCCCUUUAAUUCGCCUUCGCGUGGAGACGAGUUCCGCGGAAGGAAGUGGCAAGUUUGAUGUCGAAAAUCCUCAGCGCUUCUCCAAUCGUUUCGUCGAUAGGGUUGCGAACACCAACGAUGUGAUCCAAUUCCAUGUGAGGAAGAAGAAUGCUACGGCGACAAGAACCGCGAAAGACAAGGAGCUGGCCAAUGAGAUCAUGGCUAAACUUGCAGAUGUUGAGACCAUCAGCAUUGACGACCUUGUUAAAGAAUUCCUGGAAGCUCAAUCCCUUACUAUCCUUCCUCAGAACUACUUCGGAGACGCGGUCAGCCAAUACGUUGACAAGGAUGACAAGCACGCAAUGGAGACGUUCGUGAACGAGUCGCUUGCGACUCAGAUCAAGUCCUUGGUCAAGUUACAAAAUGGUGAUAAUGAGGAGGAUGAGGAUGAGGAUGAUCUUGCCACUCAAAUCAAUGAGCAACGCGCAAGAAUGGAAGAAUUAUUCGCGGCAGGUGCCAUCAAGGCUAACAAAGCUAGAUUCAAGCCCAAGCCAGAGAAUUGGGAUAGCGAUCUGGACGGUGAAUGGGAGGCUCAGCCAGCGGCUCUGAUUCGCAACGACGAGGAUUUUGCAGACAUGGACGACAACGCUAGUGACGACGGAACUCCAGCACCUCGAGCAAGCACAUCCACCAGAGGUCGUGGUCGAGGCCGAGGUGCACGUGGAGCCCGUGGAGCAGCUACGGCAGCAUCUACCCGCAAGCCAGCAACGACGGCAGCAGCUAAGAAAACUUCAGCGGCUACCGCAUCACGAAGUCGAAAGCGUGCAGUUCCAUCCGAGGAAGACGAAGAGGAGGAGGACAUUGUCAUGUUCGACGACGAUAAAAUCGAGGCAGUCUCAGUGGAUCCGUCAGAGGAUGAGAACUCCCAAGCCAUGUUCUUUCCUGACAAGCGCAAGGCAGUCCCGAAAGCCACGACCAGCGGACGAGGUGCACGAACAACUGCAGCCUCGACUACGUCCAGCACACGAGGUCGCAACACGGCCGGUGCCCCAGCUCCUGCCGCAAAGAAACCUCCUGCUAGGGCUACUGCUGCAAGUCGGGCCAAGCAGUCGACAUUGAACUUCACGACAUCUCAAAACAGCAUUCUUGGGAAUGGAAGGGGCAGUGCGCGCAGUGCCAGGAGUGUGGCUGACGAUAUUGAGGAUGAUGACGACGACGAUGAAGAUGCAUUUGAGCCAGUUUCGUCUGUCAGAAAUCGGCGUUGA
This is a messenger RNA of Exophiala bonariae, 2328 nucleotides long. RefSeq lists its product as uncharacterized. Gene Ontology annotation, biological process: mitotic intra-S DNA damage checkpoint signaling; mitochondrial double-strand break repair via homologous recombination; meiotic DNA double-strand break formation. Lineage: Eukaryota; Fungi; Ascomycota; Eurotiomycetes; Chaetothyriales; Herpotrichiellaceae. The record is from RefSeq and is a predicted model, not a curated record. Gene Ontology annotation, molecular function: 3'-5'-DNA exonuclease activity; single-stranded DNA endonuclease activity; manganese ion binding. Bases 1 to 2328 code for a protein of 775 amino acids. Gene Ontology annotation, cellular component: Mre11 complex; nucleus; site of double-strand break. The transcript has a single exon.